This is a messenger RNA of Gloeophyllum trabeum ATCC 11539, 1521 nucleotides long. Its product is annotated as iron hydrogenase. Gene Ontology annotation, cellular component: cytosolic [4Fe-4S] assembly targeting complex. The transcript is spliced from 7 exons. Gene Ontology annotation, biological process: iron-sulfur cluster assembly. The record is from RefSeq and is a predicted model, not a curated record. Gene Ontology annotation, molecular function: 4 iron, 4 sulfur cluster binding. The coding region runs from base 1 to 1521 and encodes 506 amino acids. Lineage: Eukaryota; Fungi; Basidiomycota; Agaricomycetes; Gloeophyllales; Gloeophyllaceae.
AUGGCUUUCUCUGGCGCCCUCACCUUGACGGAUCUCAACGACUACAUUACCCCCUCUCAAGCAUGCAUCAAACCGGUCGAGCAGCUAAACCCGGUCAAGGAAGCUGAAACGGAGCCUGGCGCAGCAUCGACCGCAAUCCGCAUAGACUCGGGCGGCGCAUACUAUGAAGUAUCGACGGAAGACACGUCCAGGUUCUCCGCAAAGAAGCUCGAGCCCGCGCAGAUCAGCCUGAACGACUGCCUCGCCUGCAGCGGCUGCAUCACCUCCGCCGAGUCCGUCCUCAUCACCCUCCAGUCCCACACCGAGGUCCUCAACUUCCUCGCGGCCAACCCGCCGCCCUCCGAUCCCGCGCACAAGGUCCCCGUGCUGUCCGUAUCCCCGCAGAGCCUCGCCUCGCUCGCCGCGUCCCUCGCAUCGUCGUCGUCCUCGCCCCGCCCGAUUCCCCUGCCCCAGAUCCUCGCGCGCAUCCGCAAGUUCGCGAGGGAGGUCCUCGGCUUCGAGCACGUCUGGGACACCACCUUUGCGCGGCACCUCGCGCUGCUCGAGCACGUCCGCGAGUUCCGCGAGCGCAAGGCGCACUCAAGUUCGGCGGGGAGCGGGAGCGGCCGCGACGACGUCGGCCGCCUCCCGAUGCUCGCGAGCGCGUGCCCCGGCUGGAUCUGCUACGCGGAGAAGACGCACGCGGAGAUGCUGCCCUUCAUCGCGCGCACGAAGAGCCCGCAGCAGGUCAUGGGCGCGCUCGUCAAGUACUGGCUCGCGCCCAAGUGGGGGAAACGCCCAGACGGGGUGUACCACGUCGCCCUCAUGCCGUGCUACGACAAGAAGCUCGAGGCGUCCCGCUCGGACUUUUACAACGAGCAGUACCACACGCGCGACGUCGACUGCGUGAUCACGACCGGCGAGUUCGAGCGGCUCCUCCGCGAGAAGGGGUGCGACCUCUCCGUGCCCGUUCCCGACUCUGAAGAGGAGGAGGGCAUCCCGGACCUGCUCGAGCACCGCGGCACGAGCUCCGGCAGCUACCUGCAGAGCAUCAUCGACGCGCUCUCCUCCUCCCCCUCGCAUCCCCAAGACGGACUCACCCUCUCCACCUCGACGCUCCGCGCCGACCACACCACCUACACCCUCUCCGCCCGCGCCUCCGGGUCUUCCCAACCCGUAUUCAAGGGCGCGACGUGCUACGGCUUCCGCAACCUGCAGAACGUGGUGCGGCGCGUCGGGCGCGAGGGCGGCGCGUACGACUACGUCGAGGUGAUGGCGUGCCCCGGCGGGUGCGUGAACGGCGGCGGGCAGCUGAAGCCUCCGCCCGCGCUGGACGGGGAGGGCAAGGCGUGGACGCGCAGGGUCGAGGAGGCGUACUGGUCCCCGAGCUCCGAGGCGGCGAGUCCCCAGGAGAAGCGCGCGCGCGCGGACCGGCUGGCGGCGAGGGUGCUGGCGGAGAUGUGCCGGCCUGACGGGGAGUAUUUCCGGACUAGUUACCGCGCGGUGGAGAGCGAGGUGGUUGGGCUGGCGGUGAAGUGGUAG